AUGAGUACAGGCAGAGUCAACCCUUAUAGCAUAGUGUCUUCUGAGGAAGACGGGUUGAUCUUGACCGCCAUGCCUGGAGUGAAUGGUUUUGGCAACGGUAAGAUCCAUACUCGGAGGAAAUGCCGGAAUCGAUUUGUUAAGAAGAAUGGCCAGUGCAACGUCGAAUUUACCAACAUGGAUGAUAAGCCUCAGAGAUAUAUAGCUGACAUGUUCACCACGUGUGUGGACAUCCGCUGGAGAUACAUGUUGCUGCUCUUUUCCCUUGCUUUCCUAGUGUCCUGGUUAUUGUUUGGCCUGAUCUUUUGGCUGAUUGCACUUGUCCAUGGUGAUAUCGAGAAGCCAACUAAAGAUGAGACCUUCACCCCUUGCCUCCUCCAGGUGAAUGGCUUUGUGGCUGCUUUCCUCUUCUCCAUUGAGACUCAAACGACAAUAGGCUAUGGUUUCCGUUGCGUGACAGAGGAGUGCCCUCUGGCUGUUUUCAUGGUGGUCCUUCAGUCUAUUGUAGGGUGCAUCAUCGACUCUUUCAUGAUUGGCGCCAUCAUGGCUAAAAUGGCAAGGCCGAAGAAGAGAGCUGAAACUUUGCUCUUCAGUCAUCAUGCGGUGGUGGCCAUGAGGGAUGGCAAGCUUUGCCUGAUGUGGAGGGUGGGCAAUCUCCGUAAGAGUCACAUUGUUGAGGCUCAUGUCAGAGCUCAGCUUCUUAAGCCCAGGAUCACUGAGGAGGGGGAAUAUAUCCCCCUUGACCAAAUUGACAUAGAUGUUGGGUUCGACAAAGGCUUGGACCGUAUCUUUUUGGUAUCCCCCUUGACGAUCCUUCAUGAGAUCAAUGAGGAGAGCCCACUCUUUGGGAUUAGUCGUCAAGAUUUGGAAAUGGAUGAUUUUGAGAUUGUGGUUAUCCUUGAGGGCAUGGUGGAGGCUACUGCCAUGACCACACAAGCUCGGAGUUCGUACUUGUCCAAUGAGAUCCUCUGGGGCCACCGCUUUGAGCCUGUCCUCUUUGAGGAGAAAAACCAAUACAAAGUGGACUAUUCGCAUUUCCACAAAACCUAUGAGGUCCCAUCAACUCCCUGCUGCAGUGCCAAGGACUUGAUGGAAAACAAAUUCCUACUUCCAAGCACCAAUUCAUUCUGCUAUGAGAACGAGCUUGCAUUUAUGAGCCGUGAUGAGGAGGAGGAGGAGGAGGAGGAAGACGAUAGUAGAGGUUUGGACAAUCCAUGCUCAGGUGACCAGCCUGAAUUCGAUAGGCUGCCAGCUACUGUACCUCUUGAUCAAAGGUCCUAUCGGAGAGAAUCAGAAAUAUGA
Python bivittatus (Burmese python) is the source of this 1299-nucleotide messenger RNA. Its product is annotated as potassium inwardly rectifying channel subfamily J member 12. The record is from RefSeq and is a predicted model, not a curated record. Gene Ontology annotation, cellular component: plasma membrane. Gene Ontology annotation, biological process: potassium ion import across plasma membrane; regulation of monoatomic ion transmembrane transport. Gene Ontology annotation, molecular function: inward rectifier potassium channel activity. Lineage: Eukaryota; Metazoa; Chordata; Lepidosauria; Squamata; Pythonidae.